CUGGAGGCAUCGGGCUGACGCCGAGCUACCGGGGCGUCACGUGACACAGCGGCAGCCAGAUUAUGGUGACUGGAGAAUCGCACCGGCGGUGCCAGUGACCAUUCGGCGACAUGUCUAUACAGUACCCCGGGGAGGAACAACUGAGCUAUGGCGUGGCCGACUCCUUCCCCAAGGACUUCGGCUACGGGGCUGAUGAGUCAGAGAUGGACGAGAGCUCGACCUCUUCAGACAGCAAACCCCGGAUCCUGCUCAUGGGGAUGAGACGCAGCGGCAAGUCUUCCAUCCAGAAGGUUGUGUUUCACAAGAUGUCACCAAAUGAAACUUUAUUCUUGGAGAGCACCAACAAGAUCUACAAAGAUGACAUUUCUAAUAGUUCUUUUGUCAAUUUUCAAAUCUGGGACUUUCCAGGACAAGUGGACUUUUUUGACCCCACCUUUGAUUAUGAAAUGAUCUUCAGAGGGACAGGAGCAUUAAUUUAUGUAAUUGAUGCACAGGAUGACUAUAUGGAAGCACUAGCAAGACUUCACGUGACAGUUACCAAAGCCUACAAAGCAAAUCCUGAUAUGAAUUUUGAGGUUUUUAUUCAUAAAGUAGAUGGUUUGUCAGAUGAUCAUAAGAUAGAAACUCAGAGAGACAUUCAUCAGAGAGCUAAUGAUGACCUUGCAGAUGUUGGGCUAGAAAAACUUCAUCUGAGCUUCUACUUGACAAGUAUUUAUGACCACUCUAUCUUUGAGGCAUUCAGUAAAGUUGUGCAGAAACUUAUUCCACAGUUGCCAACUUUAGAGAACUUGCUAAAUAUUUUUAUAUCUAAUUCAGGCAUUGAAAAGGCCUUCUUGUUUGAUGUGGUCAGUAAAAUCUACAUUGCCACAGACAGUUCUCCUGUAGAUAUGCAGUCGUAUGAGCUGUGCUGCGAUAUGAUAGAUGUAGUAAUAGAUGUUUCAUGUAUAUACAGUUUGCAUGCUGAAUGUAAUGGGACUGCAUAUGACAAGGAGUCCAUGGCAAUUAUCAAGCUGAACAACACAACAGUACUCUAUUUAAAAGAAGUGACAAAGUUUCUAUCGCUCGUCUGUAUUCUCAGAGAAGAAAGCUUUGAACGAAAAGGUUUAAUAGACUACAAUUUUCACUGCUUUCGAAAAGCCAUUCAUGAGGUAUUUGAGGUAGGAGCUGCCACGCACAGGACCUUCAGCCAUCAAGCCAGCAGUCCCAACCUUAAUGCAGUGACUCACAAUGGCACUGCGAACACGGUCUAAACUGAAAU
Molecule: messenger RNA, 1258 nt
Organism: Nanorana parkeri
Lineage: Eukaryota; Metazoa; Chordata; Amphibia; Anura; Dicroglossidae
Gene: RRAGC
Product: Ras related GTP binding C
Exons: 7
Coding region: 111-1250 (379 amino acids)
Biological process (GO): regulation of autophagy; cellular response to amino acid stimulus; cellular response to starvation
Cellular component (GO): lysosome; nucleus; Gtr1-Gtr2 GTPase complex
Molecular function (GO): GTP binding; GTPase activity
Source: RefSeq, a predicted model, not a curated record